AGCUACUUUUUCCGCAACUCCUGGUUCGUAGCCCUUCCCAUAUCUGGCACAAAAGAUCUGGACUGGAGUCAGAGGCAAAGAAUGAUGCACAUGCGACUACGGAGGAUAGUUCUAGCUCACAACGAUAUGUUUCUACAGCAGGCACAAUACGAGCGAGAACUGAUGUUGCGGCCGGAUCCAGAUAUGAGGAUCAAGAAGCCCGGAAAUAACGUUUACACUGGUUAUGGUGAUGUGGGAGAUAUAUUUUUUUAUUACGGAGUUAUGAAUGACGGAGCCUUCAUUCAAAAGUUCAAUACAGAGGAAGACAACGACGAAGAAGUGGAAGAAGACGUGAUAGACAUACACAUAGAUAAUCCCAUAGCCAAUGCCCCAAGGAACAAUUCAGAGGAAAACGUUUUCUACAGAAUACCCUACCUAGGUUUAAGGAUCAAUAUAGAAGUCAAAUGUCCGUUGUCUUACGCCCCUUUGAAAUUUUUGAAAAAGUAUAGCGAAAGUCAAUUACACAAGCUGAAGAUCAAGCACAGAACCAAAGGUCCGACAAGGAUACGAAUAAUUUUUGAAUGUGAAGGCGCAUCGUAUCCUCGUUUACCCACUUUUUAUGAGUACGAUUUCAAGCCAAAGAAUCUGUGAUUUUUUAUUGAUCUUAUUUAUAUUUUUGUGACCAGUUUUAAUUUUACAUUUUUUCGAGAAUACAUUUUAUGAUUUUAGCUAACU
Messenger RNA from Leptinotarsa decemlineata (Colorado potato beetle), 714 nucleotides. RefSeq lists its product as uncharacterized. Gene Ontology annotation, molecular function: protein binding. Lineage: Eukaryota; Metazoa; Arthropoda; Insecta; Coleoptera; Chrysomelidae. The record is from RefSeq and is a predicted model, not a curated record.